AUGGCUAUGGGAAAUAGUUCCUUCAUGGCUGAGUUCAUUCUGAUGGGACUAACAGACCACCCAGAUCUCCAGCUCCCACUGUUUUUCCUGUUUGGAGCAAUGUAUACUGUCACCGUGUUGGGAAAUUCAGGCUUGAUAACUUUAAUUGGGAUGAAUUCCCACCUUCACAACCCCAUGUACUUUUUCCUCUUUAACUUGUCCUUCAUAGACCUCUGUCACUCUUCUAUUGUUACACCCAAAAUGCUGAUCAACUUCAUAUCAAGGAAGAACAUUAUCUCCUAUAGUUCGUGCAUAGUGCAGCUGUACUUCUUCUGUUUUUUUGGUGUUUCUGAGUGCUAUGUGCUGACUUCAAUGGCCUAUGAUCGCUAUGUGGCCAUCUGCAAUCCACUCUUGUAUAACAUUACCAUGUCCCCUAAAAUGUGUGUCAAUCUUAUGUUUGGUUCAUACUUGAUGGCAUUUUCUAUUGCUAUGACACAUACCGGAAACAUGCUAAGACUGACUUUCUGUGAUGCCCACACCAUCAACCAUUAUUUCUGUGACAUCCUCCCUGUGCUCCAGCUCUCCUGCAUGAGCACCUAUGUCAAUGAGCUGGUGUUGUUAAUUGUGGGGGGCAUCAACAUCAUCAUGACCUGUCUCACCAUCUUCAUCUCUUAUGGUUUCAUUCUCUCCAGCAUCCUCCACAUCAGCUCCACUGAGGGCAGGUCCAAAGCCUUCAGCACCUGCAGUUCCCACAUAAUGGCUGUUUCUCUGUUCUUUGGAUCAACUGCAUUUGUGUAUCUCCAGCCGUCUUCAGCCAUGUCUAUGAAUGAGGGAAAAAUUUCUUCUGUGUUUUACACCAUUGUGGUGCCCAUGAUGAACCCCUUAAUCUAUAGCUUGAGGAAUAAAGAUGUAAUACUUGUCAUGAGAAAAAACCUGAAAAGAAAAAUAUUUUGA
Molecule: messenger RNA, 933 nt
Organism: Choloepus didactylus (southern two-toed sloth)
Lineage: Eukaryota; Metazoa; Chordata; Mammalia; Pilosa; Megalonychidae
Product: olfactory receptor 145-like
Exons: 1
Coding region: 1-933 (310 amino acids)
Biological process (GO): sensory perception of smell; G protein-coupled receptor signaling pathway
Cellular component (GO): membrane
Molecular function (GO): olfactory receptor activity; G protein-coupled receptor activity; odorant binding
Source: RefSeq, a predicted model, not a curated record